Molecule: messenger RNA, 1986 nt
Organism: Helianthus annuus (common sunflower)
Lineage: Eukaryota; Viridiplantae; Streptophyta; Magnoliopsida; Asterales; Asteraceae
Exons: 2
Coding region: 1-1986 (661 amino acids)
Biological process (GO): DNA integration
Molecular function (GO): nucleic acid binding; RNA-DNA hybrid ribonuclease activity
Source: RefSeq, a predicted model, not a curated record
AUGUCAAUAGAAGAUGAAGAAAAGACCGCUUUCAUCAUCGAUGAGGGAACAUUUUGCUAUAGUAAGAUGCCCUUUGGUCUCAAAAAUGCGGGGGCGACAUACCAAAGGUUUAUGAACACCUUGUUUAGGGAGCAAAGGGGAAGGAAUCUAGAGGUGUAUGUUGACGACAUUGUCAUCAAGAGUCUGACAGAAGCAGCCAUGAUAGACGACAUAGCUGAGACUCUCAACACAAUGCAGGAUGUAAAUAUGAAGCUGAACCCCGGGAAAUGCUGUUUCGGGGUAGAGGAAGGAAAUUUCCUGGGGGUGGUGGUAACUAAAGGAGGGAUAAAGGCAAACCCAGAGAAGACCCAGGCUGUGGCUGAAAUGCGCUCCCCCAGGUCCUUGAAGGACAUCCAGCAAUUAAACGGAAGGCUGAUUGCGCUAAAUCGUUUCUUAUCAAAAGUGGCUGACAAAACCCUCCCUUUUAUGAAGGUGUUAAAAGACUGCCUCCAGACCAACAAAUUCAACUGGACCACCGAGGCCGAAACCGCCUUUCAGGAAAUAGAGACCUACAUCUGCAAGCUCCCAGCGUUAGCCACCCCGGUGCCCGGGGACCCACUGCUCCUUUACCUAUCUGCCUCUAAGACGACCAUAAGCGCGGUUAUGAUGGUGGAACGGGAGGGGAAACAGAUCCCCAUAUAUUUCAUCAGCAGAACACUUAAGGGGCCCGAGGAGCGGUACAUGCCUUUAGAAAAGCUUGCGUUGGCCCUGGUUUUUGCAUCUCGAAGGCUCAGAAGGUACUUCCAAGGGCAUAAGGUCACCUUGGGACAAAUACUGGCUGACUUCCUAGCAGAAGUACCUGAGGACGAAGAGAGGGAAUUACUAAGGUGGGAGGCUUUGGAGGAAGAAGAAAAGAGAAGGGAAGACGAGGCUGUCUGGAAGUUGUUCACGGAUGGAGCAUCCAGUGAAGAAGGGAACGGUGCAGGCAUCACGUUGAUAAGCCCCGAGGGGGUUGAGCUGACAUAUGCUAUAAGGCUGGAUUUCGAAAACACCAACAAUACCGCCGAGUAUGAAGCCCUCUUAGCAGGGAUGAGAUUGGCACAGAAGAUGAAAGCAAAACACGUGGAGGCUAGUACCGAUUCACAGUUGGUGGUAAAGCAGUAUCAGGGGGAAUAUGAAGCCAAGGAUGGCGUCAUGGCUCGGUAUGUGGCGAAAGUUAAGGAAACAGCUAAGGCGUUCGGAACCUUCAAACUGGAAUACAUCCCCCGAGGGAGGAACAGGAAAUCUGAUGCACUGAGCAAGCUAGCUUCAGUGGCAUUCGAUCACCUCGCGAAGGAAGUCAAAGUAGAGGUCCUGACAUCCCCCUCCCUGGACGUAACGGAAGUGGCCACAAUCGAAGGUUCCCAAGAAACAUGGAUGACUCCAAUCAUUAAAUUCCUCCGGGACGGGACCUUACCCGAGGGGGAAUGGGCGGCCAGAAAGAUAAGGGUCAAAGCCCUACAAUAUGAGCUGAUUGGGGAGGAGCUAUACCGAAGAUCAUAUCUGGGUCCGUCCCUAAAGUGCAAAGAUAUGGAAGAGGCCGAAUGCGUGAUUAGGGAAAUGCACGAGGGAAUCUGUGGAAUGCACUCAGGACCAAGAACGGUUGUAAGAAGGGCAAUGAACGCAGGAUUCUACUGGCCGCGAAUGUACGAGACGACAUCUGAAGAAAUCAAGAAGUGUGAUAACUGCCAAGUACAUGCACCAAUGACCCACCAGCAUAAACACCCUAUGGUCCCGGUCUCGACAUCUUGGCCAUUCCAAAAAUGGGCCAUCGACAUAAUCGGGCCUUUUCCAGAAGGCCCCGGGGGGGUCAAAUACGUGGUGGUGGCCAUUGAUUAUUUCACUAAGUGGAUCGAAGCGAAGCCCCUGGCGAAGAUCACCGGAGAUCAGAUGAGACGGUUCGUGCUGGAUAACAUCGUGUGCAGGUAUGGGGUCCCGAAGGAACUGGUGAGUGACAACGGGGUGUAA